Messenger RNA from Colletotrichum navitas, 369 nucleotides. RefSeq lists its product as uncharacterized. The transcript is spliced from 3 exons. The coding region runs from base 1 to 369 and encodes 122 amino acids. The record is from RefSeq and is a predicted model, not a curated record. NCBI's taxonomy places the organism in Eukaryota, Fungi, Ascomycota, Sordariomycetes, Glomerellales, Glomerellaceae.
AUGGGGUGGUCUGUACCUUACAUUGCCGCUCUUCUCCCUACAUAUUCGGAUACCGUGGAAGAGAUUCAUGUGGGGUGGGGCCCGUCCAUCAUUCUGUGGCACAACUGCACUAAGGCACGCAUCGGCCCUGUCAGUCAAUCCUAUCUCUGCUGCAGUGCGGUGCGAGGCCGGUUCAACUUGUUGGAGGCGCCUGAGCCUACCUACGUCUCUUUGCCUCACGCCGGUCCAUCCGCGCUCGGUUUUCUGGAGCACCCCACGGGUUUUCCAGCAGCCCAUGGCUGCAUCCUCAGUUCUGAGUGGCCGGGACUGAGACUUCCUCCCGGCCUAGGUCUCUCACGGUACCGUGCCGAGACAACGAUUGAGACUUGA